AUGAGUGAAGGAGAGAAAGCUAUGGUUGACAAGUCAGAGAGUAGUUCUUUUGAAGAUCUAGCUUCGGCUGCCGCUCACGAAAUAGAAGAAGCUAAGCUGGCAGAAGCGGCCGCUGCGGAAAAAGAAAAGUCUGUUGAGUUGCCAAAAGAUGAGUGGCAAGAUGUUUUGGGAUCAGGAGCAAUGCUCAAAAAGAUAAUAAAACAGGGUGAUGAAUCAGAAGGUUUAAGGCCACACAGAAGUGAUAUUUGCAGAAUUAGUUAUGAAAUUAAAAUUAAGGAUGGUAAUGGAGAUGUUUUAGAAAAGAGGGAUCAAGUUAAAAUAUACUUAGGUGAUAAUGAAGUCCUUCAAGGUUUAGAUUUAGCAUUGACUCUUAUGUAUAAAGGAGAGGCCUGUCUUCUCCAUAUGGCUCCACGUUUCGGUUAUGGAGAUAAUGGUUUAAAACCUGGUGAUAGCCUGGGUUUAGUAGGUGAAGUCGAUGGACUUAAAUAUGAUGGCCCGGUUAUUGGACCAGAUACGUGGCUGGAAGUCAAACUUGAGCUCCACGACUGGUCAGAAGAACCUGAACACGAGACCUUGUCUAUAGCUGAGAGGAUGGAAAUUGGUACCCGUCGUCGUAAACGAGGUAAUUGGUGGUAUGGCCGUGGUGAGUCACAACUAGCUAUUCAGCUAUACCGUCGCGCACUUGAUGUAUUAGAUGAAAGUGAGGGAGGAAUAUCAGAUCCCACACCCACUGGUGAUUUUGCCCCUACCUCAGAUGCACUGCAAGACCUGUUGGAAGAACGUCUUAGGGUUCAUAAUAACAUGGCUGCAGCUCAAUUAAAGGCCGGUGCUUACGAUGCAGCAUUACAGGCUGUGACAAGAGUUCUGACCUGUCAACCUAAGAACGCAAAGGCACUCUAUCGUAAGUCUCGAAUUUUAUCGGCGAUGGGUCGAAACUCAGAGGCUUUGGAAGCAGCCAGAGCAGCAGCUGCUGCCGCGCCUGAGGACUCCGGGGCUCGUAAGGAGCUUCAGCGUUGUGAACUGAAGGCCACCAGGGACAGAUCUGUUGAGAGACGUCUCGCAAAGCGCAUGCUGGGUGCUGUCAACCAGCCUAAACCAGAGUCAUCGCCAGAUAAAAAACCUUCUAGAGCUAAAAUGUUCGUAUGGGGUUCGCUACUGUUAAGUCUGCUGGUAGGCGUGGCCAGUGUGCUAGUGUAUAGAUACAAGAUCCAAUCACACUGA
Parnassius mnemosyne (clouded apollo) is the source of this 1221-nucleotide messenger RNA. Lineage: Eukaryota; Metazoa; Arthropoda; Insecta; Lepidoptera; Papilionidae. The record is from the annotation of a GenBank genome assembly.